CGUCACGGCCUCGUGGCCACCAUGCAGUCAGCUAUGAGCCCUAUGCAUUGACGCAAUAGCUCCGAGUUCCGCGAAAGCGCGAGUGUUCACGUCGCACAGUGUCGCCGAGCCUCUCUGCAUCCGUCGUCGCCGUCGGGUAGAAUCACGCGAUUCGUCGAAGAAAAAAGUCAGGCGAGAUGAAGAUGCGUUGCUGGACCGUCCACGUGAUCCUAUCCACGUGGAUGGCCGUCUGCAGCUGUCAGCGGUUUUCGCAGAACGAUGAAGCUCUUCGGGACACGUUCGUCCAGCUUCCCAUGGAUCUCCUCCAGGUACGCCUAUCGGACACGGCCCCGGACGAGAACCUGUUCUUCUCCCCCAUGAGCAUCACCAUGGCAUUGGGCCUGGCCUGGAUGGGGGCCAGGGGAAACACGGCCAGGGAGAUCGGCUCCUUCUUUCGCUUCAACGACACCGACCCCGUCACGUCCGACGGCAAAUUCGCCUUCUCCCGACUCAUGCAGUCCAUCCAGACAGGGAACGGGCGGAAGUACACGUUGGAGAUGGCCAACAAGGCGUACUUGUACCACGAGUCCAACGGGACGCGCCAGUCCCGCGAGUACGCAGAAGCACUGAGGCAGUACUUCGCAUCGGACGCGGAAUGGGUCCGAUUCGACGAACCAACCAGGCAAAAAAUCAACGCCUGGGUCGAGGGCGUCACCAAGAACAAAAUCAAGAACCUCAUUCCUCCUGGAAUCUUCGACCCCCUAUUCACCCGGGCGGUCCUCGUGAACGGAAUCUACUUCAAAGCGGACUGGCAGACGGAAUUCGCGAAGGAGCUGACGGAACCCUCGCCCUUCUACCUGGACAACGGCCAAUCCUACAUGGUGGACAUGAUGACCUCUGGCUUCUUCGAAACCCGAUCUGCCUUCCUCAGCAACCUCCAGGCCUCGGCUGUCGAACUCAAAUACAAGGCAAAGUGCAGUGGCGGCGGGGAGGUGAGGAUGCUCAUCGUGGUUCCGACCGGUCAGGGGAGUAUGGAGACCCUGAGAAGGGGUUUGGAUGGGGAGGCCCUCGUUUCACUCUACGAGAAUGACCUUCAGGUUUCUUCCAAGGUCAAGGUCCUCAUGCCCAAGUUCCGAUUGGACACCACCUUCCCCGUCAAGGACGUCCUCAGAAAG
This is a messenger RNA of Darwinula stevensoni, 1154 nucleotides long. The record is from the annotation of a GenBank genome assembly. Lineage: Eukaryota; Metazoa; Arthropoda; Ostracoda; Podocopida; Darwinulidae.